Molecule: messenger RNA, 1449 nt
Organism: Paraglomus occultum
Lineage: Eukaryota; Fungi; Glomeromycota; Glomeromycetes; Paraglomerales; Paraglomeraceae
Source: the annotation of a GenBank genome assembly
AUGUCUAAAAACUGUUAUGCUCAAUUUUCAAAUAACUUUUUGAAACUAUUCGAGACUGGUAACAACUUUGACCUCAUUCUACACGCAGGUGACCAAAAAGAUAGAAAAGAAUUUAAAGUACAUACUCAAAUCUUGUGCGCGCAAUCGACGUAUUUCCAAGCCGCACUGUCAAAAAAAUGGCUCAAAAAGAAGGGUGAUUGUUAUAUUUUUGAAAAAACCAACAUCGAGGCCGAUGUGUUUGAAAUCAUUUUAAGAUAUCUAUAUACGGGAGAAAUGAAUAUAAAAAAUUGUGACGUACCUCAAAUUCUUAAAUUGCUGGUUGCAACGGACGAACUGGGUUUAGUUGAUUUUCUUCAAUUUGCGCGGAAUUAUCUUCUUGAAUCAAAAGACACUUUCAUAAUAGAACAACCGGGUCGAGUGCUUGAAUCGAUUUUCCGACUUGAAUCAUGCAAAAAGCUUAGACUACUUUGCAUCAAUGCUAUAUGCAACAAUUACGCAUCUAUAUUCGAUGACGCUAACAGGUAUUUGACAUUGGAAAAAGAUAUAUUCGCGUUGUUAUUGCAACAAGAUAAUUUGUGUAUGAAAGAAGUUGAAUUGUGGAAAUACGUUUUGAGAUGGGGCAAGAGUCGACAUCCGGAAUUAAAACCUUCCCCGACAGAAUGGUCGACAGAUGAUGUAAACUUGAUGAAGAAAACGCUAGCCGGCCUUAUUGAACAUGUUCGAUUUUUUACAAUGUCGGCCGAAGAAUAUUAUGACGAAAUUAGGCCAUACAAAAAGUUAUUUUCUAAAGAAUUACGAGAGAAAAUGUUACAAUUUAUUACGAUACCAUCCAGAAAACCAAACGAUGUUUGUACUAUGGCACGACCUAGAGCCAGAUUAUUGGACUCGAAAUUAGUUGGUCAUUCUAUCGCUGCCCAUAUUGCUGGAUGGAUUGAUUCAAGAAAGACCGCAUAUGCCAAGAUUCCAUAUGAGUUUACCCUUAUCUAUCGGGCAAGUCGUGACGGGUUUGAUGAUAUAAAAUUCCGUAACAUGUGUUCCAAUCAGGGCCCAACUAUCGUGAUUGCAAAACUUGUGGAUCAUCCAAAUAUAUUUGGCGGUUACAAUCCUUCACAAUGGCCCGCUUAUAGCAGGCCCUAUGGCCUUUAUUCAGUUGUUCCGGAAGGUGUUUGUACUUGCAUCUGUGAAGUUGACGAUGGAAGUUUCAUUUUUGAGAUGUCUGACGGAAAGUCGACCAAAGAAGCACGCAUUGGUAGGUUAAAUCCUGAGCGUGGAUACCACAACAAUAGAUAUUAUCACAGUACUGGGCCGGCUUUUGGUAGCAAUUUUUAUAUUCUUGGUCGAGCGUGGUAUUCAAAUACAUCGAAAUGUAAUUGCUACGCAAUGGUGUGCAGCAUUACAAGCGGAACUCUUGAGGAAUACGAAGUUUUUACAGUAAAGAAGAAUAAUUAA